Molecule: messenger RNA, 1242 nt
Organism: Fulvia fulva
Lineage: Eukaryota; Fungi; Ascomycota; Dothideomycetes; Mycosphaerellales; Mycosphaerellaceae
Exons: 1
Coding region: 1-1242 (413 amino acids)
Source: RefSeq, a predicted model, not a curated record
AUGUCGACUUCACACCACCUCCCGACAUCUGACGCCCAGGAAUGGCGUGAGAGUGUGCUCAGUACACGAUCCCUCUCCUACAUCAGCAACGCCGGCACGCCUCGACCAGCGAAUCCACAUUACUACCGCGCCCCAACACGACAAAGCACUCUCAACAGCACGAGCGAGUACUCAGAGGACGAAGAUCUGGAGAUGGCGGGCACUCAGCCAGAACCUCAGGCUCCCGCCUUGAACGAUAGACCCGAACUCCCAGACAGCGUCGCCAACUCACUGCUGUUUGAGCUGCCCAGGGAGAUCCGCGACCGCAUAUACUCACUGUGCCUGAUGUCAAGAGAAGCCUUGCCCGUGGAGUGGCCCCGUCCAAGAGACGCGCAUACCAGGUACAACCUACAACCGCAAUUGUUGAGGGCCUGUAGAAUCAUACACGACGAGUCUGCAGCGCUACUAUACACUCUCAACAACAUGACAUUCCAUCAUCCGUCAGACGCCAACAUGUUCGUCAAAGCGAUAGCCUCCUCGCCAAUGUAUGGUCAACAGAUCACCAACCUUAGUCUACACAUCAAGGCCCAGGACAUGCGUAUAUGGAUGCCGUACAUUACAAGCACGGACGAGUCUCGAAGUCUCAAGGCAGACUUUCCCAACCUCAAGGAGCUCGGUGUACGCUUCCGUAGUAACAAGUGGGCACACCAACACACACCAGACUCCAACCUCAAGACAUGGCACGAGGAUAGCCGACUGGACGAAGUCAUCGACGGACUGCGUCAUGUCUUCAUGCCAGAGAGCCUUCCAGAGCCGAUCAGUGAGCGCGACUUCCAGGAAUACAUGGCACAAAAUCCCACAGCCUUUCAGGAAGCAGGAGACAACUAUCCGUUGAGGAAGCGACUGCUCGAGCUGCAGAAGGCUCGAGCCAAAGUGCCAAAGCAUCGCCACGAUGCUCCAGUCAUUCGAGUGUGCUGUGCUUGUCGAGUACAUACAUCUCAUUUCACCGCCCUUACUGAGCCACAGCUCACUGACGCAGCGGCGGGCGAGGAGUUACCACCUCCAGUACCUGUCAGAGAAGGCGAAGAGUUCAGCGGCUUCACUGCAGUCGACUUGCAGAAUGGCGUCAAGAGGCUCCAUGAUCCAGACCUUGGCUCUGCUAACGUUGCACGAACACCAUACGCGAACAAUAAUGGUAUCUUGAUCGCGCUUGAGAUUCAUUGCUUAGAUCCGAAGAAGGACUCUGCGGAGCGGACAGCUUGA